Orycteropus afer afer is the source of this 496-nucleotide messenger RNA. RefSeq names its product transthyretin (gene TTR). Lineage: Eukaryota; Metazoa; Chordata; Mammalia; Tubulidentata; Orycteropodidae. The record is from RefSeq and is a predicted model, not a curated record. Gene Ontology annotation, biological process: purine nucleobase metabolic process. Gene Ontology annotation, molecular function: thyroid hormone binding.
GUUGACUAAGUCAAUAAUCAGAAUCAGCAGGUUUGGAGUCAGAUUGGCAGGGAUAAGUAGCCUGGCUUGGAAGAAGUCAAUAUAAAAGGCCCGAGCUGAGAGCAGCAGUCACAGAAGUCCGCUAGUUCUUGGCAGAAUGGCUUCUCAUCGCCUGCUCCUCCUUUGCCUGGCUGGACUGGUAUUUGUGUCAGAAGCUGGCCUUGUGGGCACUAGUGAAACCAAAUGUCCUCUGAUGGUCAAAGUCAUGGAUGCUGUCCGGGGCCGUCCCGCCAUCAACGUGGCUGUAAGAGUGUUCAAAAAGGCUGCUGAUGAUACCUGGGAGCCAUUUGCUGAUGGGAAAACAAGAAAGGAAGAUGGGUCCGGGUCAGAAUCAAUGGCGUUCAUGGCAAAUGACUCUGGACUCCGUCAUUAUACCAUUGCAGCUCUGCUCAGUCCCUAUUCUUAUACCACCACAGCCCUUGUCAGCAACCCAAGGAAUGAGAGUCUUCUUCAAUGA